AAAUCAACAUGUCUGAUAUCCAAGGUCUGAGAGCACAGAUUUAUGGUAAGCUUGAUGAACUGCAAAGCAAAACUUACUGAUGCUUUUGGUAAAGACAACUACCGAGCUGUUGACGCGAAGACCAAAGUCCAUAUCUUGGUCAGAAGGCACCUCGACGGACGAUACCGAGCAUGUGUGGCGGCCAAAGACAGCACCCGUUUCCCUCUCCUUCAAGACUUCGGAGAGAUGAGUCUGACAGUCGUCGAUGCUUUGAAAGCCUUGCUAGACAGAAGCUGUGAAUGGCUCUAUGAAGCUGAGGCUCGCGAUGCCGAGUGUGAACUACGCCGCUUUAAGCGCUGGGUCUCCGAAACACCCGACGAACAUGGCCAACAACCUGUCAUCACGUCGAGGGAAGAGAUUGAGAGAGUUGCUACCUGUUCAGUCCACGCGGCUGAGCUGGAAAGACUUCGGGUGAAGAACCUUCGCAGGAUCGCCAAUAGACAGCGCGCAAGGUCUCCAACGACUGUUCGUAGAGUUCGAGAAAGAAACGGAAUUGCUUGAUGCUACAAUGUUUUGUCGAAGCCCUGCUUGCUUCUCGUAGUCUCGAUACAUGAUCGGCUACAUAGCGCACAAUUAUGCACGCUUAUGCAG
Aureobasidium pullulans EXF-150 is the source of this 630-nucleotide messenger RNA. RefSeq lists its product as uncharacterized. The coding region runs from base 55 to 540 and encodes 161 amino acids. The record is from RefSeq and is a predicted model, not a curated record. The transcript has a single exon. Lineage: Eukaryota; Fungi; Ascomycota; Dothideomycetes; Dothideales; Saccotheciaceae.